CCUUGAAUCUUUUUGAGCAAAAACAUCUUCAUCAUGUCGUGGUGCACCAUUGAGUCCGACCCCGGUGUAUUUACUGCCCUUAUCGAGGACAUUGGCGUCAAAGGCGUGCAGGUGGAGGAGCUCUACACUCUGGACGAGCAGCAGUUCGCCGACCUGUCGCCAGUUUACGGCCUCGUGUUCCUCUUCAAGUACGAAUCCAACCACGGAGAGGACGCUGAGCCUCCAGUCUUUGCCACCGAGGACGACGGAAUCUUCUUCGCCAAGCAAGUGAUCAGCAACGCCUGUGCCACACAAGCCAUCCUAUCCAUCCUACUGAACGCACAAGACGUGGAAUUAGGCGAGACGCUGUCGGAAUUCAAGGCCUUCACGAGCGAUUUUCCAUCAGAUUUGAAAGGCUUAGCUAUCUCUAAUAGCGACAAGAUUCGUCUGGCUCACAAUUCCUUCGCUCGAGCGGAGCCUUUCGUCGUGGAAGAGAGAAAAGCGACGGAGGACGACGAUGUGUACCACUUUGUGGCCUACGUGCCUGUGAACGGCAAGGUCUACGAGCUAGACGGACUAAGAGAAGGACCGAUCUGUCUUGGAGACGUGCCAGAUGCUGAGAACCGCGACUCGUGGCUGCAGGUGGCGUGUCCUGUGAUCCAGAAGAGGAUCGAGAAGUACUCGGCCACGGAGAUCCGCUUUAAUCUGCUAGCGCUGGUGAAGAACCGGAUACAGACGUACGAAGAGCAGCUUCAAGCGAUCAUCGAGGCUGGAGGAAGCGAGCAGCAGGCGGCGCAGAUCCAAGCGGACCUGGCUGCAGAGCAGCAGAAGCGCGAGAACUGGGCGCUGGAGAACAAGCGACGCAAGCACAACUACAUCCCGUUCAUCAUCCAGCUGCUGAAGACACUUGCUGAAAAGAAACAAUUGGAGCCGCUGAUCAAACAGCAGCUCGACGCUCGUAAUGCCACGGCUGCCAAUACCACGAAUGCGCAGUAGAAAGCGGACAAAAAAACAGUAACGAGACACGAAAUCCACGUUUGUUGGCGUGUUUUAGCUGCAACUUGAUAGAGCCGCUUAUUGCUGGAGAUUGAGACCGCUGUGACGUGUUACUCUAACUGUCUUGGCCUUCCAUCUUCUUGUCUAGCAACCGCCACGCAACUGCAGCACCAUGUGAAUGGUGCCACCUGCAGCCACGUUGUAG
Molecule: messenger RNA, 1180 nt
Organism: Phytophthora nicotianae INRA-310
Lineage: Eukaryota; Oomycota; Peronosporomycetes; Peronosporales; Peronosporaceae
Exons: 2
Coding region: 34-975 (313 amino acids)
Biological process (GO): protein deubiquitination; ubiquitin-dependent protein catabolic process
Cellular component (GO): cytoplasm
Molecular function (GO): cysteine-type deubiquitinase activity
Source: RefSeq, a predicted model, not a curated record